AAACCCUAAACCUCAUACCAUCGGUACAAAUUGUUACAAAUGCUACGUGAAGUAAAGACAAAAAACUAGUAGAAAGAGAAAAAGAAGAAGAAACCUGGUCUUCUUCCUCCCUUCAGCUGCCUCCCCAGUCUUCUUUGCUACCGUACUCUCCGUCGGACCUCACGUACGAGCUGCUCCAUGUUCCUUCUCCUUUUCCCGCCAAUCCGCCGUCGUUCGUCCGUUCAGUCGCCAGUCGCCGUCACCUCAAAACUUUUACUCUCCUGCCUGUUCCGAAAGUCGCCGUCCACAUCCCGCUCCGAUACUUUUGUUCUCAGUGUUUUUUGAAGUUCAAUCAAAUAAACAACAAAGGAAGUGAAGCUAAGUAGAGGACUAGAAUGUUUUUGUUCUUCCGCUCUUACUCAGGACCUCUCAGUCGGACCCAACAGCAACUCCACAUUUCUCAGAUACACCUUCGAACAUAUGUAGAUGGCACAAUUAAUUGGGUUCGAGAUCGUGGUCUUGAUCAUGCUGUUGAGAGAGAGAAGAAUCUCCUCCCAGUGAUGAACAUUAAAGAUUUUAUAAAAUCAGAGCCAUCGAAGUCUGUUCCUGUUUCCAUCAUAACUCAGAAAAGGGAAAUUCUAAGAAUUCCAAUGCGUCCUAUUGAUUUGAUCAGAAAAUAUCCUUCCAUUUUUGAAGAAUUUCUUCCUGGAGGCAUUGGAGUUCAACCUCAUGUCAAGCUGACCUCUAAAGUUCUCGAACUUGAUGCUGAAGAACAGCUAACGUAUCAAACUUCAACUUGUAGACAACAGGCUGCAGAUCGACUUCUGAAACUUUUAAUGUUAUCAAGAGUUCAUAAAGUACCUGUAAGUAUCAUUGAUCAAUUGAAAUGGGACUUGGGUCUUCCUAAAGAUUUUGUUCAAAGUAUAGUUCCUGAGUUUCCAGAUUACUUCAAAGUUGUAGGACGUCAAAAUUUUGCAUCUGGAUCAGGUGAUAUGCGGGUAUUGGAAUUGGUAUGUUGGAACAACGAAUUGGCCACUUCAGUUUUAGAGAAGAUGGCUGCAAAAGUAAAACAUGAUACAUCUAAAAGAAUGGAUAUUACUUUUCCUAUGAAAUACUCGAAUGGUUUUGAGAUGGAUAAGAAGUUCAAGAAAUGGGUGGAUGAGUGGCAAAAGCUACCUUACAUCUCUCCCUAUGAAAAUGCCUCACAUCUUUCUCCUAACAGUGAUGAAUCUGACAAGUGGACUGUUGCGAUUUUACAUGAGCUUCUUCAUAUGCUUGUCACGAAGAAGACUGAGAAGGAAAAUAUAUUGUGUAUAGGUGAGUAUUUUGGUCUACGGUCAAGGUUUAAGAGAGCAUUGCUUCACCAUCCAGGGAUAUUCUACAUAUCAAGUAAGGCUGGAACCUACACGGUUGUCUUGAAAGAGGGAUAUAAAAGGGGUUCCGUGGUUGAGAGUAAUCCUUUGAUGAACAUUAGAAACAAGUACCUUCACCUUAUGAACACAGUGGAGGAAGACAGUAAAACAACAACCAAGCAUAUCAGUACUCGCCAACAGAAGCAAGAACAAAAGCAAGAACAGAAAGAAGGGUCAGAUGAUGCAUUUGGGGUACAAAAUGAAGCUGAAUUACUCAACUCCUCAGAUGAUGAAGAUGAAGAUGAAGAUGAAGAUGAAAAUACUUCUAGUCCUCAUACCGUCCGUGCUGACCCGAGAGACAAUGUCCGUGCUGACCUGAGAGACAAUGUCCGUGCUGACCGGAGAGACCACGUCUGUGCUGACCGGGGAGACCAGGUCCGUGCUGACCGGGGAGACCAGGUCCGUGCUGACCGGGGAGACCAGGUCCGUGCUGACCGGGGAGACCACGUCCGUGCUGACCGGGGAGACCACGUCCGUGCUGACCGGAGAGACCACGUCCGUGCUGACCGGAGAGACCACGUCCGUGCUGACCGGAGAGACCACGUCCGUGCUGACCGGAGAGACCACGUCCGUGCUGACCGGAGAGACCAGGUCCGUGCUGACCGGAGAGACCAGGUCCGUGCUGACCGGAGAGACCACGACCGUGCUGAUCGGAGAGACCACGACCGUGCUGAUCGGAGAGACCACGUCCGUGCUGAUCGGAGAGACCACGUCCGUGCUGAUCGGAGAGAGCACGUCCGUGCUGAUCGGAGAGACCACGUCCGUGCUGAUCGGAGAGACAACGUCAGUGAGAGACAUUUUAAUUUGAAAGAAAAUGCUACUAGAAGUAGGGUGACAUUACCAAAGAGAAUGAAUGCAGAAAGACCUAGGGAUGUUACAAGAGAGAGGACGGGUAUGAGCAAGAGACACUCAGUGAGGACAGAGGUUUAGCCUAGUUUUUCUUUGUGUAACUGGCCUUUACUUGUUCAUUGUGUGGGAUAGGCUAACAUUCCCUUCCUUUUCAUUAUUACAAUUAGUUGGUAUUUUCAUUA
Messenger RNA from Cucumis melo (muskmelon), 2422 nucleotides. Its product is annotated as protein WHAT'S THIS FACTOR 9, mitochondrial. Gene Ontology annotation, molecular function: RNA binding. The coding region runs from base 375 to 2321 and encodes 648 amino acids. The transcript is spliced from 2 exons. NCBI's taxonomy places the organism in Eukaryota, Viridiplantae, Streptophyta, Magnoliopsida, Cucurbitales, Cucurbitaceae. The record is from RefSeq and is a predicted model, not a curated record.